AUGGAGAUGAUCCAGCAUAACUAUGUAACAAUCAGAGGUCUAAACCUUCAUGUUGCUGAGAUUGGAACAGGUCCAGCAGUGGUUCUUCUACAUGGGUUUCCAGGAAUAUGGUACUCAUGGAGACAUCAGAUGAUAGCAUUGGCUAAUGCCGGAUUUCGAGCUAUUUCCCCUGAUUUCAGAGGCUAUGGAUUGUCUCAGGUUCCUGCUGAGCCUGAAAAGACUACAUUCCAAGACCUUGCGGAUGACCUCCUGGAUUUGAUUGAUUCUUUUCAGCUCCCAAAGGUUUUCCUUGUUGGGAAAAAUUUUGGAGCUCGAGUUGUUUUCCGUUUUGCACUCUUUCACCAGGACAGAGUUUCAGGGCUUGUAACAAUGGGUUUACCAUUCAUGCCUACAGGUCCCGACGCGUCCCUGGAUUCUUUCCCCAAAGGUUUCUACAUGAUGAGAUGGAGGGAACCAGGGAGAGCGGAAGCAGAUUUCGGCCGGUUUGAUAUCAAGACGGUGUUGAAGAACAUAUUCAUUCUUUUCACAGAAAGUGAGUUACAAGUUGCCAGAGAGGAUCAGGAAAUAAUGGAUUUGGUUGAUCCAUCCACACCAUUGCCUCCGUGGUUUAGUGAAGAAGAUCUGGAAUAUCAUGCCAAACUAUAUGAGAAAUCCGGUUUUCGAACAGCAUUGCAGCUCCCUUACAGGGGUUGGUUAGAAUAUGAUGGAGUCCAGGAUCCAAGGGUGAACGUUCCCUCCUUGUUAAUAAUGGGAGAAAAGGACUAUGCUAUGAAGUUCGGAAGUUUGGGAGAAUAUAUUACCAGUGGAAUGGUAAGAAUAUAUGUUCCUGAUCUGGAGAUAAAUUUCGUCCCAGAAGGAAACCAUUUUGUUCAGGAGCAAUUUCCAGAUAAGGUGAACCACCUUCUAGUUGCAUUCCUAAGAAAGCUCAUCAAAUGA
This is a messenger RNA of Oldenlandia corymbosa var. corymbosa, 936 nucleotides long. Lineage: Eukaryota; Viridiplantae; Streptophyta; Magnoliopsida; Gentianales; Rubiaceae. The record is from the annotation of a GenBank genome assembly.